Molecule: messenger RNA, 1387 nt
Organism: Cicer arietinum (chickpea)
Lineage: Eukaryota; Viridiplantae; Streptophyta; Magnoliopsida; Fabales; Fabaceae
Source: RefSeq, a predicted model, not a curated record
CAGAAAACAAGGACAGAACAAUGUCCCUUAAAUACUCGUCAAAAAUCAUAAUCGCGUGUUGUAACUAAUGCCUGAGAAAAUAAAAAAGAAAAGUAAAAGAGCGUUGGUUGUUAAAUGGGCAACGUGACAGGAACCGUGGCAUCGAAAUUCGCGUUUUUCCCGCCAGAGCCACCGACAUACAAGGUUUUGAAAGAAGAAGAUGGAAAGACGGGGUUGUCGUUUUUAACCGCAGAAAUGAACGUGGACGUUCACAUUCUGGAAACAAAAAGUGGGAACAAGAUUGUUGCAACUUUAUGGAAACACCCUUUUGCUAGGUUCACCUUUCUUUACUCGCAUGGUAAUGCCGCUGAUUUGGGUCAGAUGGUGGAGCUUUUCAUUGAGCUCAGGGCUCACUUUCGCGUUAAUAUCAUGGGCUAUGACUAUUCAGGUUACGGAGCAUCUACAGGUAAGCCAUCAGAGAUCAACACCUAUUAUGACAUAGAGGUUGUUUAUGAUUGUUUGAAGAAUGAAUAUGGAACUAAGCAAGAAGAAUUAAUUUUGUAUGGUCAAUCCGUUGGUAGUGGGCCCACAAUACACUUGGCUUGUAAGUUACAGAAUUUGAGAGGUGUUGUUAUUCACAGUGGCAUUCUUUCAGGGAUAAGGGUAUUAUGCCCUGUCAAGAUGACAUUUUGGUUUGACAUAUUCAAAAAUAUAGACAAAAUAAAGCAUGUUAAAUGCCCAGUCUUAGUUAUACAUGGAACAAGUGAUGACAUUGUAGAUUGCUCCCAUGGAAAACGAUUGUGGGAACUUUCGCCGGAAAAAUAUGACCCUUUGUGGGUAAAGGGUGGGGGCCAUUGCAACCUUGAAACUUUCCCUGAAUACAUGAAACACUUGCGCAAGUUCCUAAAUGCCAUGGAGAAACUCUCAAUCACAGGACAAACUAACAAACAACUCACUCAAAAUCUUAGUAUUGAAGAGUCGAAACAUAUCAAAUGUUUAAGAUUUGGCAAAAGAUAGUUUAUUUACAACCAUGGUUUGUUUGAUGGUGUGUACCAACAAUACAAGGAAUAUAUUUGUGCUACUUUGAGUUUUGGCGUGCUGAAGCCAAACUAUAUAUUUGAUUAGAACUUUACGAUCUUUGGACUUUGAUCCUCUGCUGCAGUUACAGUUACAUAGAGUAGUAGUUGUGGAGAAAGUUAGGUCUAAGAAGAGAAAUUUUAUCUCUCUAGAUCUAGUAGAUCCUACGAGUGUUGUACUAUGCAGUUGUUGUAGGAAAUCUAAAUGCAUUUUGUGUUUUAUCAAAUUCUGUAGGAAUUCUAAAUGCGUUUUGUGUUUUAUCAAAUUCCUUUGAAGUAGCCAUUUUUUAGUCUCAAUUAGCAUCUUACUUAGUUUACUUGAUGGGGAGGAA